Molecule: messenger RNA, 2452 nt
Organism: Bufo bufo (common toad)
Lineage: Eukaryota; Metazoa; Chordata; Amphibia; Anura; Bufonidae
Gene: PSMC2
Product: proteasome 26S subunit, ATPase 2
Biological process (GO): proteasome-mediated ubiquitin-dependent protein catabolic process
Cellular component (GO): proteasome regulatory particle, base subcomplex
Molecular function (GO): ATP binding; proteasome-activating activity; ATP hydrolysis activity
Source: RefSeq, a predicted model, not a curated record
UUCCGGUUCCGGUUGCGCACGGAAGUUGUCUCUAGUUUGCUGUGUAAUUGCUGCUGGGUCUUUUUAUCUGUCCGUGCCGCUGUGGUAGCUGUCCUGUCACAAUGCCGGACUACUUGGGAGCUGACCAACGCAAGACAAAGGAGGAGGAGAAAGAGGAUAAACCUAUACGAGCUCUGGAUGAAGGGGAUAUUGCUCUGCUGAAGACCUAUGGGCAAAGCACAUAUUCCCGGCAAAUUAAGCAAGUGGAAGAUGACAUACAGCAACUUCUUAAGAAAAUAAAUGAGCUCACAGGUAUUAAGGAGUCCGACACAGGGCUUGCUCCUCCUGCUCUGUGGGAUUUGGCUGCAGAUAAACAGACCCUUCAGAGUGAGCAACCUCUUCAGGUGGCCAGAUGUACAAAGAUAAUAAAUGCUGAUUCAGAGGACCCGAAAUAUAUAAUUAAUGUAAAACAGUUUGCAAAGUUUGUGGUAGACCUCAGUGACCAGGUUGCGCCUACAGACAUAGAGGAAGGCAUGAGAGUUGGUGUGGACAGAAACAAGUACCAGAUCCAUAUCCCAUUGCCUCCAAAAAUCGAUCCCACUGUGACCAUGAUGCAGGUGGAAGAGAAACCAGAUGUUACAUAUAGUGAUGGAGGUUGCAAAGAACAGAUAGAAAAAUUACGAGAAGUUGGAACUCCAUUGCUUCAUCCAGAAAGAUUUGUUAAUCUUGGGAUUGAGCCCCCGAAAGGGGUGCUGCUGUUUGGUCCUCCCGGAACAGGAAAGACUCUUUGUGCUCGUGCCGUUGCUAACAGAACUGAUGCCUGCUUCAUCAGAGUGAUUGGCUCAGAACUGGUCCAGAAAUACGUUGGAGAAGGUGCACGAAUGGUUCGUGAAUUGUUUGAGAUGGCCAGGACAAAGAAAGCCUGCCUUAUUUUCUUUGAUGAAAUUGAUGCAAUUGGUGGUGCUCGCUUUGAUGAUGGAGCUGGGGGUGAUAAUGAAGUCCAGAGAACUAUGCUGGAACUCAUCAAUCAGUUGGAUGGAUUUGAUCCAAGAGGAAAUAUUAAAGUAUUAAUGGCCACAAACAGACCAGAUACCUUGGACCCUGCCCUCAUGAGGCCUGGAAGGCUGGACAGAAAGAUUGAAUUCAGUUUACCUGAUCUUGAGGGACGGACACACAUAUUUAAAAUUCAUGCCCGGUCAAUGAGUGUAGAACGAGAUAUCAGAUUUGAGCUGCUGGCCCGUUUGUGUCCAAACAGCACAGGUGCUGAGAUCCGCAGUGUGUGCACUGAGGCGGGAAUGUUUGCAAUCAGAGCACGUCGCAAAGUGGCAACGGAGAAGGACUUCUUGGAAGCUGUAAACAAGGUUAUCAAAUCAUACGCAAAAUUCAGUGCUACACCCAGAUACAUGACUUAUAAUUAAACUUGACGUGAAAACUCAUUGACAGACCACAAUUUCUGUCCUAGUGGCUACGGCCUAAUGUAGCGUACAAAAUAUUUCCUUUACCUAUGUUAUGUGAUUGGGGUAUUGUGUAUUUGAAAUAACAUCUGAAAUAAUUUUUCUGUUGUCAACCGAUAAAAAUAAAUAAAUAAAAGACAUCUUAUGCUGUCAAAUAAUUUUAUUUUGAUCUGAGAAGUUGUCCAUCAUCUUAGCAAACAUAUCUAUGAAGGCAAAUUCACUUGUAGUAUAACAUAAAAAUAUAUAUCUAGAAAAAUAGACUAUUUAACAUACACUAACAUUUUUCAAAUAAUUCAGUAAACACAAUAUUUAGAACAUUUUGUAAAAUGUCUUCAGCACUUUCAGAUGUAAAUGUAACUGGCUGCGUGUGUGACUGAACUGAUGGUAGUAUGUAAAGCCUACAGUUUAUAAUAGAAUUGUAGCUACACGGUCCUUGCUUUUUAAAUAAGAAAACACCAGUGCUGCUAAUGACACAGUGCUUGUCAGUAUAACAUUUCUUUGUGCUAUAAGAUCAUGAUAAAGUCAUGUUGUUAAUGAUUAUACCAUAAGGACACAGGUAAUGCAGAAAGUUGUAACUGAAAACAAGCAUUGACCUCCUAAAUCUUCAUUUUUCUAAAAUUAAUUGACUGUAUUGAGAAUCCAUUCUUGGCCUAAUUAUUUCCAAUUGUAAAUGUGGAAUAGAUUAUAAGACCUAUUUGAUGAUAAUACUGUAUCUUCUACCUUUAAAUUGACUGUUGACCAUUGUAAACUUCUACCCAAGGAUGGAGGGCUACACGUAAUGUUAAACAUGCAGAGACUUCCUGUUAACAAUUGCCCAGAUUUACUAAUGUGUUUGCAGCUAAAAUCUGUCUAAAAAGUGGCACCAUUUGGCGUAACCAUGGUUUCUACCCUUUUUUUUCCGACUUGCUCGAAAAGGGGGCAGGGACGAUGAUGCAACAUGUCGUGCCACAAUUCUGGCAUAAAUUGUUUCUCAAAUUAAGCCAACCAAUAGUUGGUAUAGAAUUAGCCAAAGAUGUCUA